Messenger RNA from Colius striatus (speckled mousebird), 7480 nucleotides. It is a transcript of the gene SLC5A3, whose product is annotated as solute carrier family 5 member 3. Gene Ontology annotation, cellular component: plasma membrane. The transcript has 2 exons. The record is from RefSeq and is a predicted model, not a curated record. Gene Ontology annotation, molecular function: D-glucose:sodium symporter activity. Lineage: Eukaryota; Metazoa; Chordata; Aves; Coliiformes; Coliidae. Gene Ontology annotation, biological process: transmembrane transport; myo-inositol transport; inositol metabolic process. The coding region runs from base 391 to 2532 and encodes 713 amino acids.
GUCCUGCCGCAUCCCCGCUCCUCCCGCCACAGCCAGAUCUAAGAUGCCCCGCUAUGAACUGGCUUUGAUCCUGAAAGCCAUGCAGAGGGGUUGGUACAGUAGGCCUCACUAAACUUAGCUGCAACUAAGAAUUUCUCCUACAUCAACUGAGUUAAGGCUGAUGCUCUUGUGGAAUGUGGAUUAAAAGUGCGUGCUAAGUUCCAAAUUUCCAUUUGAGAAGCGGAGAAAGUAAAUGUACCACAACCACCAGCAUCAGGACAGCAAACCAAGGGACAAAGAAUUUGAUCCGCUGUGUUGAUAUAUGUUAACUGGUUCACGUGUUGCUUAAAAGACGUUUGCUGGGGGGCGAGAAGUGGACGUCAGCUGUGCGAAGUCAUUUUGUUUACAAAAAUGAGGGCUUCUUUGGAAACAGCAGACAUUGCCAUUGUGGCAUUGUACUUCGUGCUUGUAAUCGCCAUAGGUUUUUUUGCCAUGUGGAAAAACAAUCGGAGCACCGUAAGUGGCUACUUUUUGGCAGGGCGUUCUAUGACCUGGGUGGCUAUUGGUGCAUCUCUGUUUGUGAGCAAUAUUGGAAGUGAACAUUUCAUUGGGCUCGCAGGAUCUGGAGCGGCCAGUGGAUUUGCAGUAGGUGCAUGGGAAUUCAACGCCUUAAUGCUUUUGCAGCUUUUAGGAUGGGUCUUCGUCCCAGUCUACAUCCGCUCGGGAGUAUACACCAUGCCUGAAUACUUGUCCAAGCGUUUUGGAGGGCAUAGAAUUCAAAUAUAUUUUGCAGCGUUGUCUCUAAUUCUUUAUAUCUUCACCAAACUCUCAGUUGACUUGUAUUCAGGGGCACUUUUUAUUCAAGAAUCGCUAGGUUGGAACCUCUAUUUGUCAGUUAUCCUCCUUAUUGGAAUGACUGCACUGUUGACUGUGACUGGAGGUCUUGUGGCCGUCAUCUACACAGACACCCUUCAAGCUCUGCUUAUGAUUAUCGGUGCCCUCACACUUAUGAUCAUAAGUAUGAUGGAGGUUGGUGGGUUCGAAGAAGUUAAAAGACGGUACAUGCUAGCGUCACCAAAUAUUACGUCUAUCUUGUUAACCUACAACAUUUCCAAUACCAAUUCCUGCAACGUCGACCCAAAGCCCGAUGCUCUUAAAAUGUUGCGCGAGCCAACAGAUGAAGAUAUUCCCUGGCCUGGAUUUCUGUUUGGACAGACCCCAGCUUCUGUCUGGUAUUGGUGUGCCGAUCAAGUCAUAGUUCAGAGAGUUUUAGCUGCAAAAAACAUCGCUCAUGCCAAAGGAUCCACUCUGAUGGCGGGCUUCUUAAAGCUGCUGCCGAUGUUUAUUAUAGUCGUCCCAGGGAUGAUUUCACGAAUACUGUUUGUAGAUGAUAUCGCCUGCAUUAAUCCGGAACACUGUUUUCAAGUCUGCGGGAGCAGAGCUGGAUGCUCUAACAUCGCCUACCCACGUUUGGUGAUGAAGCUUGUGCCGGUUGGUCUGAGGGGACUGAUGAUGGCCGUGAUGAUUGCUGCACUGAUGAGUGACUUGGACUCGAUAUUUAACAGUGCCAGCACCAUAUUCACCCUUGACAUCUACAAACUCAUUCGGAAGAGCGCGACGUCGAGAGAACUGAUGGUUGUAGGAAGAGUCUUUGUUGCGUUCAUGGUAGUUAUAAGCAUUGCCUGGGUCCCGAUAAUUGUAGAAAUGCAAGGUGGUCAGAUGUACCUUUAUAUUCAAGAGGUAGCGGACUACCUGACCCCACCGGUGGCUGCUCUGUUUCUGAUGGGUAUCUUUUGGAACCGUUGUAAUGAGCAGGGGGCUUUCUAUGGCGGAAUGGCUGGGUUUGUUCUCGGAGCGAUACGGUUGAUACUGGCGUUUAUCUAUCGUGCUCCGGAGUGUGACCAGCCAGAUACGAGGCCAAGCUUUAUCAAAAAUGUCCAUUACAUGUAUGUCGCCACAGCUCUGUUCUGGAUCACCGGCGGCGUGACCUUUGUAGUGAGCCUUCUCACGCCUCCGCCUACAAAGGAGCAGGUUCGGACGACCACUAUCUGGGCCGUGAAAAACAGGAACGUGAAAGAGAACGGCGCAAAGGGCGAGCUGUUUAAAGGGCAAGAAAAGAGCAUCCUGAAGUGCAAUGAAAACACAAACCAUAUCAUCCCCAACGGCAAAUCGGAAGAAAACCUUAAAAAUAUGAAGCCGGAGGAUAUCAAUCUUCUGGUCACUUGCAGAGAUGACAGCACCCCAGUGAUUUCCGUGAGUCAUUCUGAAGUCGAGACACCAGUUGAUUGUUAUUCGAAUGGACAAGCAGCUUUGAUGGGGGAGAAAAAGCAUGAGGAAGAGACUGAUGAUAGGGAGAGACGUUUGAAAUUCAUAGAUUGGUUCUGUGGCUUUAAAAGUAAAAACAUAAACAAGAGAGCUGGUCGGGAGAUUGAGGAAGAGACUGUUUGUUUACAAAUGCUGGAAGAGACUCCAAAAGUUAAACUAUUACUAAAUAUUGGACUGUUCUGUGUCUGUUCGCUUGGAAUAUUCAUGUUUGUCUAUUUCUCUUUGUGAGUGAAUAGUGAACUUUUAAGGGUAUGGCUAAACAUACAGAAGUUGAUACAGGUCUCUGGAGAUUGUUUUUGGUUUUUUCUCUUUUCAAAUAACAUAAAUGCAACCCAGGCAUUGUUUACGCUAUAAUUGUAAGGUCAACUCAACUUUAGCCUAUUUAGAGACCAUUUGAGACGUGUCCUGUCUCUGCUGUAGGCAGAACCUACUGUGUGGUGUCUUUUUUUGCCCUUUGUCUUUUUUUUUCCUUCCAUUUGCAGUACUAACCUUGUGUUUUUCCAUGUAUACAUGUAAAAGUAUACCAAAGGGAGGCAGGUGAUUGUGUUUGAAGUCAGGCAGUUACAGAGCUCAGUCAGCGUUAAGGUGAAGAGAAUAAGUCAUCAUUUACUGAUGUGUAAAUUCUAAAUUAUUAAAGCUGUAUCAAUCAAAAGAUUUUUUUUUUUUAAUGUAGAACUGUGAUGCACGUUGCUGUGUGGUCAUUCUUUGUACCACAGCUUGGUACCUUACCUUGACCAACUUAACACUUUUUAAAUUUUGUUCACUGCUUCUAGGUUUUAUUUUUCCCCAUUUUUUCUUACGGCAACAAGAGGAAGAUAUUUUAUCUCAUCUUUUAGUUCUUAAAACAUGAUAGCUGUUGAUAGCUUCUUUUUUUCUCUGUAAGAAAAUUCUUGUCUUCUUUUUUUUUUGUUUUUUUUUAAUCCACUGCAAAUUCCAUUACCGAAAAGUUUUAUUUAAAAAAAACAAACCCAAAACACAACAACCUGGAUAUGAUAAACUGUCAGUGGUGGGGGGAAGAAAUACUUUUGAUUUGGACUUUAUAUACUCUUCUAUUUCAACAUACUAUAUUCAGCCUCUUCAGUGUCUAAGCCCUAGGACAUAAUUAGAGUUAGCCUCUCUUUAGAGAAAAAUAUGUACGUAGGUUCUAUCAUAGGGUAAAAAGAAGUGUGUGACUUUGCACGUCUUCAGUUUGGUAAGCACACUGAAAAAAACCCUCUCUGCUGUGUAUGUCUGUAAAAAGAUACUCUGCAGCUCCUACUAUUGCUGCAUACUGAGUCUGUAAGGGGAGCAAAACACGGGAAGACAAGAGAAACGGGAAGUGGAGGAAAGAUGUGGGAAAUGGUCCUUCUUUUCCAGAGCCCUUUUGCCUCAUAUCUUUCCCCAUUUCCCCUUUGACCCUGUCAAACCUUUUAUAAAGGAGUGACUCCUGAGGGAUUCUGUGUCAGGAGGUAGGGAACACGUGCAGUCAUAAUCUGUGUCGGCAAUUGAGGUCUGCCCGCAUGAUUCUUUGGAAAAAAGUAAAACUUUCCCCAGGAGAUCACAGAUAAUCAGUAGGUCUCCAGAUACUGAGGUUGUGUUUUCCUGAAGGAUAGAGACACCUGAGGCAGGCAUGAAUAGUUUCCAGAUCUGGAGGAAACUCACACAGUUUCCUGUGUGAGCAGCAGGUCAGUGGAGCUCAGCAAAUGGAAGGGUUGCAGAGCUCGGUCCACUUCCUCCUUGUUAAAACAGGAGAACAUGUUGCUGGGUCCUCUUGCCCUAAUGCUGAACCAAGUCAGGACUGCUUUCAGGUGCAGAGGCCAGCAGAUAGUGUGUGACUGCACUGACAGUAUUACAUCCUUUACCUUUCAGGACACAGCAGUCCUAUCCAGGCUUCCCGUGAAAAUAAUUCCUUCAGUUGUCUUUGUUCCCGAGCUCGUUUCAGGACUUGUUUGGGAGAGGACAAACUGUUUAGGCCAGAAGUGGUCUGAGGGACCAUGUUGACAGUUCAGCAACAUCAGUUCAAGGGUCCAGCAAUAUUUCCUUGGCACAUAAUCGAGAACCAAUCCCUGUGGGUGAAGUAGUUCUGUAAAAAUAAAAUUUGGGUUAAUCUUGCCUUUGAACACUGCUGAAAGUUUUUGCUUUCCAGUACAGUGGUGCCGUAAGCUGCAGGCCAUCCAAAUAGCUUUUGGUAGUGUGAUGUAUCAUACAUAUUUUCAGAUAGAAUUAUUAAUUUCUUAAUUUUUUUUUUUGAGUAGCUUUGUUUUGUUUUUGGUGCUGCUUUUAAAUCGGUUGAAUCCUGUUCAUUCUGAGACUUUAAGCAGAGGCCAAGAUGCCCCACCUUUCUUUAUUUAGUUGCUGCUGAAAAGUAGACUCUCCUUAACUCUUAAUAUGUGGAAGAAGAGUGUUACCAUACCCGAUUCUUGAUGUUAAUACCAGUGUUUACAGGACAUGUUUUCUUAGGGUUUGUGUGGCUGGCUUAAUGGUAAAGUUGGAGGAUGUGAAAUAUCUUAAUGGCAUCUCAAGUUACUUCAUUAGGGGACUGAGUUGGGAAGGAUGGUAUUGUAAGAAAGAUGCAAAGCACAGUUAAUUGUUUCUAUGCAGGAUAAAGUAAUCUAGGGCAAAAUUUGGUCUCAGUGGGAUGAAAAAGAACUUGUGGAGGGUAAAGAUAAGUCUCAGUUCAACUAUAUGUUGAAGAGGCUGGGAUCUGGCUAAUUUGUCUAAUUUGUCACAGGGAAAGAAAGACUCUUGUACUGGGCACUGUCUCAUAGUAACUUGGUAUAUCUUUCCUUUAAUGGCUGGUACUUGGAUUUUCCAGUUCUCUUUGCUCUCAAUAUAAAAACCGAUGCGUUGCCACCUAACCUGUGAAGCCAGGUUAGCUCAGGGACCCUUUUGCUUGGCUGCCAUAGUUUCAUUUGUGCUUGCUUUUUUCCCAGGGUGCCUUACAUGGUUAUGAAGCUGAAGGCAUGGCUUUUAUGGCCAUCUGAAGAGUAGUUUGCUUAUAAUGGCUUUCCCCAGUGUGUUUUUCCUCCUCUUUCCCCUCCCGGGGCAGCUGCUAUUUAAAGAGAAUGCUCUUUAAAGAGUUAAUACACAGGAUGACUCCAUCUUUUUGAGUGUAACUACAGUCAGAUCCCUGGUGAAAUUAUCCUUUGACUGUGGUAAGGAGUCACAAUCCGUCACAAAUGUGUGGUGCAUCUGAGAUAUUCCAUCUCCCAGAUAACGUAUCCUCACCUUUGCUAAACGAACAAGUUGCUGCAUUAAUCACAACGGUAAUUGGCAGUCAGUCAAAAGAAUAAUACUUUGCAUCUCCCCCAUCUUUAGACCUGUUAUUGUGAAGAAGCUUUUAAGCAAAUUGUUGCUCUGGUGCUUUUUCUCUUCAGUUGUUCAAAAAUGUGUUUCUAUGCUACUCUCUGCCUAAUGCCAGCCUCUUCAACUGUCUUCUGUUUUCACGUCUUAGAGGUCCUAGAACUUGCCAACGUUCUUUGUUGCAUAAAACCACUUAAUAAAAGACCUUUGGUAGAAAAAAUAAAUAAAUGGUAAGGUUUCAAGCAAACUGUCUAUUGGUGAGCAAGGACCUUGGCCUGUGUUAUGGACCCGAGUAUAAUAAGUUGCUUGAGGAUUUUUUUUUAAUAGCGUAAACAUGCCUUUCUACAUGGAAGAGGUGUUAACCCAGGCUAAUAUGUUUUGGUUUAAACACCAGCUUUUUGGUCCAGUAAAACUAGAGUGUCUCCCGUAAUGGACAGUCAGUUCCCUACAUUUUAAUGCCUGGCUGCUUCUUCCUCCGUGGGACUGGCUAGUCAUGCAGGGGUAGAUCCAGGAGGACACGUGCUUCUGUCUUGCAGCAAUUGGUUUAUUUAUUGCCUUGAGCUUAGAACGACAGUUUUGAAAGACUUAUUUUGGAAUGACAUCUUUUUUUUUUUUUGUAUUUCCCUUAACUUAUUUUUCUGUUAGUUGAAUUUUUCUCUCAGAAAUUUGUUAGUAGCCUUUUAUUUUUUUUAAAAAAAAGGCUUCUUGAGAGUGUGACAGUUCUGGGAGACUUAUUUAAUUUUUUCAUUUAAUGACUGAUUUGAUGCUAUUCUCUGCCAAAGUUCAGGAUUUUUUUUGUUGUCUUUGUAGUUUUUUUGUGUUGGCUUUGUACUAGUAGCUGAAAGGAAACGGUGAGAGAUUGUAGGAAAUGAAAAUGGCCUUCAGUAUACCGCUUGUGUAUUUUCUACUUCUCCACAUCUCUGGACCCCUUUUCACCCUAAUCCCAGAAGGGCCAGCAUGAGACUUCUGAUGCAAGUCAUGAGAGUACUGUAACUGAGUAGUGAAAAGGAUUUCUCCCAAGGUUACAGUGAAGCGGGCAGAGCCAGCAAAGGAUCUCUGCGUGAGCACUUAAAGCAGAAGAUGCUUACAACUUUAAAACGUACAGCUUUAUUUUUUUUAUAUAUAUAUUUUUUUAAAUCCUAAGAUAAAAGGAGGUGUUGGGAGAUGCUCCCUUUCAGGGAACAAGAUACACGGAAGAAGUUGGAGUUGCUAAGCUCUAGCUUUCUGAGGAAAUCUUUGGAUUUAGCAUGUAUAGUGAAGCAAAAAUACUCAUCUGUUAAUUUGGUAUUCUGUAUGUUCUGUGCCCUUAAAUGUAAUUGUUUUGAAAAUAAAACUAACCUUGUUAUGUGAUGUUAAAAAGCAGACUUGUGUGCAAUGUUUUAAAUUCUUUUUUUUAAGACAAUGUUUGUAUAUAAUUAAAUGGUUUAAUGUGCUUUAAUUGGCCUAAGGUAAAGAGUAGUCCUAGAAUGUAAACAUAUAUAAUUAGGAUUUCUGAUUUCACUGUGAGAUCUCUGAACUCUCUUGUUUUGCAAAGUGGUUUGUUUUGUUUACAAAACACUUUCUCAUUUCUUUUAUGGUGUUGGUUUAAAGGCAUUUGCUUCACUUCUGUUCUAAUAUUGAAUUCAUGGUAUAGUGACAUCUGGUGACACUUAGCAUUAUCAGUUUCACUGUGUAAAGUCAGACACUUUGAGCAAAAAUGGUAAUGAUAUGACAAUUCUCUGUGUCUAUGAAUACACGUUUUUAAAUGAGGUGGUUAUAAAAAUAGUUGCUGUGCAAAAUGUUAGUAGUCUUCUUCAAGAAGAAAGCAAAUUUUCUAAUAUCACUAGAGCAAUCUCUUCAUUCAUCUUCUUAUUUUUAAAGCACAGUGUCAAAGUGAUGCUGCUUUACCUUGUAU